AGGUCAUCAUACUGGUAUUUGAGGUAAGUUUUAUUUUGAUGUGCUGUAUUUGUUGUUUUUUGCAUAUCACAAGUAAAGUGCCAUAAACUGUCCUUGUAAUCCUCUUCUUGUAGCCUUUCGGAACACAUUGGUUUUCUCGAUGAUAGUAACAGUCAUGUCUUGCUAAUCGACUGCCGAAUAGGACUGUUAAAGUUCUCAGUAAUCGGGUGAAAUAUAUAGUUCCAGUAGUGUACUAAAAGUAAUAGGAAUUCAUGUACCAGUACAAAACGUUCUAUCGACAUAAGAGGACAAUUUGAGGUGUAUUUGUAGCACCUAUGUAGUUCACAUCAUUAAUUGAGUAAUAGAAGUUUGGUUAAACCAUAUAAAUCAUAGACAUCAAGUUGAAUACUUCAAAAUUUCUGGAAGCUUUUGAUUCGCUUAAAAGACCUGGGAACAGUUUACACAUGUGAGGAGUUCAGUGCGGAUAAAAUGUUCAGAGAUCGAUUCCAUAAUACAGUAUUGAUACUUUACCAACGAGAAAAUACGAGUUUAUAAUUUCUGUCAAAAGACUUCAUCUUUGACGAAUACUGGCUUUUGUGUGCAGACAUCUCAGGUUCCCGACUACGGUGUUUGAUGGUAGAAAUAAAUAGUUGUCAAGAGCGUAAAAGCGAUACUUGUAGCAAAAGUUUUGAUGAUAAAGAAGAUGAAGUUAACACCUGCGGGACUGUGAAUAAUACAAGUGUUAGCGAUGUACCAAGCACAACAACACUGCCUAUUGAUAAAACUGUUCAACGGAAUCAUAUUGGUGAUGAAAUUUCCGAUGUAAUACGUCAACUUGGAGAUGAAUACCAACAAGAAGUUGGGCACAAUGUCAGUGAUGAACGAGAAAAUGAUGUGAUAGCACCAAAUCAAGUAUCUACCAAUGUUGAUAUUAAAGAAAAUUCUGUACGUCGACAUGAUAUUGACAUACUUCCAAAGAUAGUUUAUUCACAUAGUCCUACAGUGACUGCACUUCUACGUGCUGAUGUAACACGUUAUUUGGAAUUUCGUUUUGUAUCACGUUUAUUGGCCUUUGUCAGUGAUGAUAAUCAGUAUGAAACAAAAGCUGGGAUUAGUUCAAAUGAUGCUAACAAUCAGGUUAACUCUAAACGUCUUGUUGGUCGUGUAGUCAAAAUUCCUGUUUGUCGUUCUGAUGUAUUUAAAACACGCUUACUUAGUUUACAUCAGAAAAGAGCUUUGGGCUCAUUUUUUGAAUGGUGUUUUCAUUUGAUUAUCAACGAUACCCAACAUGAUGCAACAAGUGUUAACUGUGAUGACGACUACUCGACAUAUGAAAACCGACCAUUUCAAGAUUUUUUAACUGAGAAGCGUAAACUAGAUAAAUUUACACAACAAUUAUUAAUCACAAAUUUAUCGUUUGCUAACCAACUGAUUAAAACUAAAGAGGCUAUUUUUAGAAUUAGGCGACUUCUAUUUUCCAUGGGUCGUUUUGGACCAUAUCCAAUUUUGUGGCCAAUGUAUGGUAGUGGAGAUCUAACUCAAGGUUAUUGUCGAAUGUCAGCUGUUUUUGGUGCAAUAUUUUGUCUGGAGUGUACAGUGAAAAAAAUUGAAUCUGUAUCAGUGAGUGAAGCAACAACGACAGUGGCGUCAGAAAGUAGUUUAUCGUCGUUAUCACAAUCUGUACCAGUGAUAAAUACCAAUGAUGAUAUUAUUGUUCAUUUAUCCAACGGUAAACAAGUACGAACUAAAUGUGUUGUACUUUCACCUGAAUGUGUACCAUUCUCUUGGAUUAGUAGUCAUAUUACACAGUGGUGUGCGAGAGCCACCCUUAUCACUGAUCGUUCACUUCUAUCAGAUGACUGUAAGCCUACUGACAUAUCACUUCUUGCUUAUUCUUCGAAUAAAAUUCAAGAUGACAGUUAUUUAGACCCUAUCCUUAUUAUUGAGUGUCAAAUUGAAAAACCGAAUAAAUCUUAUGGUGAUUUAUGUGAAAUAGAGAAAACUGAUUGGUCACUUCAAUCCUUGGUACGAUCGUCUUCAAGGUCACUUCAAGAUCACACAACCAAAUAACCUUGAAUAUUUAUGGAUGAUAAUCCUCUUAUGGCUUGUGAAUCGUAAUGGGGUAAAAUUAAAUCUUAGAAACAAGCCUAGAGGAAGCAAUCACUAGGUUGCUUGUUCUAUUCAAUCAUGUGGUUACACAUACAUACGGAGUACCUGUUGACUUAUCCUACCAAGAGCCAUAGACCACAUUUCUAAGUGGCUGCAGUAACAAAUUGAUCUUAGUGAUCCAGGCGAUAGAUGUCUGACUUCGUUGUUAGCUAAACAUAACAGUGGAAUGGGUGACAAAGUUGAUUUGUAUUCAUCAUUCAAAUCUAUUGGGGGAGAUAUACUUACUUAAUUUUGUUGGACCUUUACCUAGAAGGAUGUUUAAACCUUUUUUAUGUAUUUAGAAACAGUUUUUUGUAACAUUGAACUUCUCUUUGUAAUUUA
Molecule: messenger RNA, 2469 nt
Organism: Heterobilharzia americana
Lineage: Eukaryota; Metazoa; Platyhelminthes; Trematoda; Strigeidida; Schistosomatidae
Source: the annotation of a GenBank genome assembly